Messenger RNA from Stylophora pistillata, 4390 nucleotides. Its product is annotated as meiosis inhibitor protein 1. The record is from RefSeq and is a predicted model, not a curated record. NCBI's taxonomy places the organism in Eukaryota, Metazoa, Cnidaria, Anthozoa, Scleractinia, Pocilloporidae. Gene Ontology annotation, biological process: meiosis I.
AUGGAGUUGACGGAAAAUUCGCUGAGUUUUUUCACUUUAAAUCACACAAAGCAUGAUUCUCAAUGGAGAAUGACAGGAAGAGACGUUACUUUAGUCUGCGUAGCGUGUCUAGUGGAGAUUUUGGAGAGUCCAAAUGUCCUUCAUCUUCGCAAACGCAAGGCUCUUCAGGAGAUUGUUUUUCUCCUCUCGAACAAUCAAAAUCUCUUGGAGCUUCUCUGUCGAAAUACGCGGAUUGUUUCGCACCUUUGCAACACAGUAAUGGAUAUGUUGUCAUUAGAGAACGAGCUUCUGAUGAGCACAGCAGCUGAAGCACUCGAUAUUAUCACAGUUAAGUUGCGAUCUGAAAAACUUGUGGAGAAAGUUAUGGAAACGUUAGAGAACCAAGUAUUACGGUUAAACAAUUUCAAGAAAUCCUAUCCUUUCGUUCUUGCCUUAGGGCGACUUUUUAAAUCUAUCCCGGAUUUGUGUCAAGUAUUCGCUAAGAAUUCGUCUUCUUUGCUGGAAUAUUUGAUUUCUAACAUUGUGUUUCCUGAAGAGUCCAUUAAAGUUGCGUUUCUAUUCGUACUUGCACAAGUGUGCUCCAACGAAGAAGCGCUGAAGGAGUUAAAUUUUCAAAUCAGAGAGAAAAUAUACCGACAGACAUGCGCCGUUAUCAACUGUUCUGUUAGUCUCGAUACUCAAGUUAACGCCCUUGGGGUCCUGAAAUUGUUUGCUACACAGCCAGAUGUGAUAAUCUCCGUUUUGAAACUGCCAAUCGAGGGUAAAUGCGAUGAACUUGAAAGUUUAAAGAAGUUGAUGCUGUCACAAAACGAGGCAAUCCAGACCGGAGCUAUACAAUUCAUCACUCAAAUUUUACGAAAUGAUCGUGAAGAAAAGUACUUUACCGGGGCCAUUCUAAGAUCUGGAAUAGGAGAGAUGCUUCUUGAAGACUUGGAAUGUUCAAAUGACAUGAUUGUGGCCUCCGUGUUCUGUUGUUUGGAUCACAUAGUGAGAGCUGAGGUCUUCUUCACUGAAGGCUACUCUGUUUAUGGUAUCGAGUCAGUAAUCAUCGGCGUAUCAAAAGCCAUCAAGUUCAAGAAUCCUGAAAUAAUCAAGCAAGCAAUUCGUGUGCUUUCCCUAAUUUUAUCUUUGCAAUCGUCUAACGUUCAACUUUUUCCAAACGAGGAGCUUUAUAGGAAAUGCGCUGAUGUCCUGCACCAAAGCUUAAAGUCUGCAGACCACAGGGUAACUACUCAGGCUGCAAGUGCAGUGGUGCCAUUUCUAAACAUCAAUCAUUUUCCUUCACUGAUGUCGUUUGAUGCUGUUGUUCCUCUUGUGCUGACUGUGAUUUCCCAAGUGGAAAAAUUCAUGAAGCCAAGGGAACAUUUUCGAAAUAUUCCUAAAGGAGCAUUUGAAGCACUUCUGGGUGCUUUGUGGGAGGUUAUCAAGAAGGCUUUACAGUUUGUGCAAGAGUUCCGGACAGGAAAACCGUCGUACGCAACCCUGCUGACAAGAAAUGAAUCAACAAUUGCAAAUGAGAAUGAAAGACUUGAGCAGUUUCUAGAUUCUUUGUGGAAAGCUAUCGAUCAGACAUGUGUACCGGCCUUGAUGCUGAACUACGAAUCCAUUGAAUGUCCGGCAGUGUUUGAAAACUUUUUUGAGAUUCUCUCUCUCUCGGUGUCUUCACUGAAUACUUACAGGGACGUUUUUGCAAAGAAGCUAGCAUCAAGUUCUUUUGUGCGACUGUCCUUAGAGAUCAGAGACAAGUUUUGUAGAAGUCCAGGAAUCAAAGAGCUGAAAGAUGUGUCAGCACAUUUCUUGACAGACCUGUGCCUUGCACUUGCUGAUUGUUGCGAUACCACUCAGCUAAAGGAAGUGAUCCAGAUAAGCAAUAUUGCUGGUAUCCAUUCAUUGAAUACUUGCCUAAACUUGCUUACACAAUGCUCAGUAAGACAGUCUGCCACUACAGAGAUCACAGACAUCUUUCUCUUCAAUUCCCAGUGCGCUUGUAUUGAACUGAUAUAUGUGGCAUUAGCUCAUGGCGAUAAGAUGGUCUCCACUGGAAACCUCGCGACUAGCUUGCACAAGUACAUAAUGCUGCUUUCUGAUGUCAGCAUUCUGCCUCGUGUCACACAGAAACACUUGCUGUAUCUCUGGAUUGCAUCCUACAGCAGGCUGAGUACACUGACACUGUCAGCUAACGUCAUGGAGAGCAUGGAGGUUGCUCAAAAGAUUAUAGAGCAGCAUUUGAUGAAUUUGACACCAAACGAAUUUGAGUCAAUCCACAUUCAUGAAGUUCUCUUUCUUUCCUGGAUAUUUUCUCGAGAACCUUUAGCGCGUGCUUUGGGGCGACAGGCUUUGAUUUUUUUUCUCACAAACGAAGAAACAAAGAAUUGUUCCACAGACGAGGAACUCCAGCAACUUUUAACCACAAACGAUCGGUGUUUUCAAGCGUUUGUCUCACUUGUAGAUCAUGACAUGGAGGCCAUUGUUAGUCGAGUGGGGAUCAUUGUAGAAGCCCUGAUGUCUGAAAAGUCAAAGUCUAGCCCAACCAAGUUAAGUGCACCCCACCUAAAUUCAAAAGCAAUCCAAUUGACAAGCAUUUUCCACAAGAUUUUUUUAAGCCAUAAGUACCACCCCCUUAAGGACCAUUGUAUUUUUGCCAUGCUGAAAGUGAUGACAGCAGUACAGAUGCAUAUCAAUCUGGCAUUUGACGUCAAAUUUUUGUAUCAUGUCAUUAAUUUGUUGACUUCUUCAGACGAUGGUCAAAGAUUUGCAGUUUGUGCCAUAAACUACCUGAAUGUCUUGCUGGCUUGGGACAUGAACAGAGAAAAUCACCGAGUGGCGGCGGUGCUACUAUCCAACAAGCCUUUCUACAGCUUUGUUGAACACAUUGUGAAUGCCAAAUUGGUAAACUCACCCCAACCGCGAAGGGACUCUGUCAAAGACGUCAAAUUACUCGCUAGUACUUUGGUUCUCAUUUCAUCCCUCGCGGUCUCCCAGACACUGCCUCAGCAAAGUGCUCGGCAUGUGUUCAUACUCGGCAAAAAAUGUAUGAUCAGUCUAGCCAAUGAAGGGCAAAACAUUUUGCGUCUUUCCGCUGUUGUUUUCUGGGAUGCCCUCUUCAAAACUUCAAGGGAAUUAGAGAACCCCGUUUUGGUAUUAACAAAUGGUAACGAACCCUCUCUCGUAAAACUGUCGGAGGAAGACCACCUCGUUCUGCUUGUUUAUCUGCAGAAUUCUUUGAUCCAUGACAGUGAGACUGUAAGACAGUGCGCAGUUAAGUGCUUGACAAGCUUUCUUAGCUAUGUGCCAAAUGCCUCAGACUUCGCAUGCAAUCCUUGGAACAGAAUCGUUUUUGAAUCACAAUUGUGCGUACUCAGCGUCAAUGUCCUAACACCGAGCUUGCUGCUGUUUUGUUUACUCGUAUUGCAGUAUGCACCAAGCAAGAAUUUCCUAGACGAUGUCCUUCAAGAUGCAGUGAAAUCCAUUCUCUGCAAAAUCCCUAGCAUUCCAUGUUCAGACCAAGACCAGUCGUGGCACUGUGUGAAAUUUCUGGCACAGGUUUUGAGUGACAAAGACAUAGUCACGUCAGAAAACCAAAAAUGUGCCCUCUUAAACUGGCUGACAGCUCUCAAGGAAACAGUGAUGGGAAACGAGAAACGAAGUAGCUCAAACGAACCCCUUAGUACAGAGACGGAGCACAGUGACGAAAGAGAAGUCAGAUUUUACAAGAUAGAUGAUGUGAUUUUCUCCAAGGCAUUGCUUAAACCACCAGCUGUGUUGGAUAAUGACCUGUUGAAAGAAGUCUUCCUUCUCCUUAAUAGUAAAGGCAACGAAAAAGAUGAUACAACCAAUUAGCCUCUUGCGUGAAUUUUAAAGGAGAGUCUCCAUGGCAAGAUAACGUCAUGUUUAGCGAAACCUUGACAAAACUAGGCGAGUUCUCACAGUACAGAAAGGUUGUCUGAAAAUCAUCGUGUUACGGAAGGGAAAAAUUCAGCUAACUUAUCACAGCAAGUGCCGUGAGAACAUCGUCUUCAUCAGGGAGUUGAGGACUUCCCCGAAAAGUCACAACAGGAAAACAGCAUUAUCAAUCCUAGCCUGCAAAUACAGCUGCUUCGAACUAUUUUAACUUUUUUGAUGAAUGAAAGGCACAAAAUUUACACCUUUUUUGAGUUGAUUUCAUAAGCCAAUCACGGAAAUGAUUUCCUGCUUCUUUGAAAGUUGACCACAUCUUCACCCUCUAACUCGACUGAAAGUCACAAUUCAUGUGAAAGGGGUUCCUUUGAACAGUGAUAUUUCUUACUAAAGAACAGUGAUAUUUCUUACUAAAGAUAUUUUCAAUUGUGUCGAAAGUAAUCCCGGAUUGCAUUGGUUUUGGUUUCCCUUACUUUGUGAUUGGUCUAGAAAA